AUGAUCAGAGAAGCCAGUUCUCUUCUUCAGCUUUGCAAGCAGCUUGAUGCCGUUGCUGAUCUGGGUCCCGAAGACGACGCUGAUGUUGAAGUUAUGGCCAAGGCCUCAGCUCUUGUUCAACAUCAUGAUGCCGUCACGUAACU
This is a messenger RNA of Cylicostephanus goldi, 143 nucleotides long. NCBI's taxonomy places the organism in Eukaryota, Metazoa, Nematoda, Chromadorea, Rhabditida, Strongylidae. The record is from the annotation of a GenBank genome assembly.